CUUUUGGAUUACUUCCGUCGCACUCCAUCGGAUUAUCCAGUGUUUCUGUGAAUUCUUGGCAGUGUUUAUCGUUCUAAGCACUAACUUCAGGAUGUCAGUGCUCAGGAUCUUGGCACUGUUCACCAUUGGCGUGAGCAUGGUGGCAGCGCAGCGCCGGUUGGCCCUUCCCGAUCCCAGGAGUUGUGCAAAUCGCGUCCGUCAUGCCACUUAUCGCGAUGCUCGUGGAGUCGCUCACUCCUACUUCUUCAGUUGGGAGCAUCAGCCAACUCGCAGUCUCGAGGUGGACUGGCUGGACGCCAGGAACAUCUGCCGUCGUCACUGCAUGGAUGCCGUGUCCAUGGAGACGCCACAGGAGAACGAGUUCAUCAAGCAGCGCAUAGGGCGCGGCAAUGUGCGCUACAUCUGGACUUCUGGCCGCAAGUGCAACUUCGCCGGCUGCGACCGUCCGGAUCUGCAGCCGCCCAAUGAGAACGGAUGGUUCUGGUCGGGCUCCGGCGCCAAGAUCGGACCCACGAGUCAGCGCAACACGGGCGACUGGAGCUACACCGGAGGAUACGGCCAGGCCCAGCCAGACAACCGAGAAGCCGCCCAGGGCAACGACGAGUCCUGCCUGUCCAUCCUCAACAACUUCUACAACGAUGGCAUCAAGUGGCACGACGUCGCCUGCCAUCACCUGAAGCCCUUCGUCUGCGAGGACUCCGACGAGCUCCUCAACUUCGUGCGCUCUCGCAAUCCCGGCAUCCGCCUCUAAAGCACCUUCGGCAUUCACUGGAAAAUCCCACGCAAGAGAAAGUUAAUUUAUAUUAUAUAUAAAUUGAGAAUGGAUUCAGGACAACUGGAAAAGAUCACAGAAGGGGCGCAAAUAUUCAUUGGUAGUUUGCUAGAUAUCUGACUAAUUCCUUUCGCCAUUCUAAUUCACAACUUUUGUGUUCUAUUUUGUCGUUCUUGUCUCCCAACAAAGAAAGUAGAGGAACUCUUCAUGCGGCACUUGUGAAUACAAUCUCACACCUGAAUUUACUCUAAAAAAAUGUCUAUCAAUUGAGAAAUGGAGGAAUUAUUUAAAAGACAAGAUUGAAAUA
Molecule: messenger RNA, 1079 nt
Organism: Phlebotomus argentipes
Lineage: Eukaryota; Metazoa; Arthropoda; Insecta; Diptera; Psychodidae
Exons: 4
Coding region: 92-751 (219 amino acids)
Source: RefSeq, a predicted model, not a curated record